UCUCUCUCUCUCUCUCUCUCUCUUUCUCUCUUUCCUCUUGUCUUCUAUUCGUUCUAGGGUUUCAAUUCCAGCUACCUUGUGGUUCACAUAAAAUAACCCCCAUUAUGAUUUUAAAAUCACACAUCCUAGCAUUACUCUGAUUAUUCCAUUGCGUUUCAAAUUCAUUUCUGUGCUGCGUGUAUGGCUUCGGGUUUAGAUUUAGGUUCAUCCAACCCUUUUCUUCACCACCUCCAGAGGCCUGACCUCCACCUCCAGAACCCACCAGAUUCUGAUGACAAUGACCCCAACACCCCAACCCACUACUCUGGCAACAGCAGCAACCUCGACCUCGUGUUGCCGACCUCGGGGCCAGGCGACGUGGUCACCCGCCGGCCCCGCGGGAGGCCGCCGGGCUCCAAGAACAAGCUGAAGCCGCCGGUGAUCAUCACCCGGGAGAGUGCCAACACGCUCCGGGCCCACAUCCUGGAGAUAGGCAGCGGCCACGACGUGUUCGAGUCCGUGGCAGUGUACGCGAGGAGGCGGCAGCAGGGGAUCUGUGUCCUCAGCGGGGCCGGCAUGGUCACGGACGUGAGCCUCCGUCAGCCGGCGGCGGCCGGCUCGGUGGUGGCGACCCUGCACGGCCGGUUUGAGAUCCUGUCCCUGUCGGGGUCCUUCCUGCCGCCGCCGGCCCCGCCGGGGGCGACCAGCCUUACGGUGUUCCUGGCGGGGCCGCAGGGCCAGGUGGUCGGGGGGAACGUUGUGGGGGCGCUGAUGGCCUCCGGGCCGGUCAUCGUGAUCGCGUCUUCUUUCACGAACGUUGCUUACGAGAGGCUGCCUUUGGAGGAGGAGGAGGUGAAUCCGAUGCAGCAAGGGGGCGGCGGCGGCGGAGUCAACAACAACCAGUUCCCAGAUCCUUCAUCAGGUUUGCCAUUCCUCAAUCUUCCACACAACAUGACUCAUCAGUUAGCAAUUGAUGGGUGGGGUGAAAAUGCAGCUGCAAGGCAGGGUUAUAAUUGACCCACAUGAAAAUUAGAUUAACUAGAUUUGUUGUAAUCCCCACUUGGUGUCUGUAUGACAUAUUCUCUCUCUCUCUCUCUCUCUCUCUCUCUCUCUCUCUCUCUCUCUCUCUCUCUCUCUCUCUCUCUUCCUGGUGUUCUUUUGUUCAUUCUUGUAAGUUUGAUCUUGGAGAUGUGUGAGGAAAGACUUGGGCUAUGUUUUUGGAGUUUAAUCCCCUAAUUUGGACUCUCCAUCAUCAGCUGAAAUUGACAUUGAAUGGGUUCAACUCUAGACCAAAUUUGCAGCGUUU
Messenger RNA from Syzygium oleosum, 1285 nucleotides. Its product is annotated as AT-hook motif nuclear-localized protein 23-like. Gene Ontology annotation, cellular component: nucleus. The coding region runs from base 181 to 996 and encodes 271 amino acids. The record is from RefSeq and is a predicted model, not a curated record. The transcript has a single exon. Lineage: Eukaryota; Viridiplantae; Streptophyta; Magnoliopsida; Myrtales; Myrtaceae. Gene Ontology annotation, molecular function: minor groove of adenine-thymine-rich DNA binding; DNA-binding transcription factor activity.